This is a messenger RNA of Zophobas morio, 1549 nucleotides long. Its product is annotated as fatty acyl-CoA reductase wat-like. NCBI's taxonomy places the organism in Eukaryota, Metazoa, Arthropoda, Insecta, Coleoptera, Tenebrionidae. Gene Ontology annotation, molecular function: alcohol-forming very long-chain fatty acyl-CoA reductase (NADP+) activity. The coding region runs from base 1 to 1479 and encodes 492 amino acids. Gene Ontology annotation, biological process: long-chain fatty-acyl-CoA metabolic process. The record is from RefSeq and is a predicted model, not a curated record. The transcript has 6 exons. Gene Ontology annotation, cellular component: peroxisome.
AUGUCUGCGUCAGAAAUUUACAAAUUUUAUAACGAUCAAAACGUUUUUAUUACGGGGGGUAGUGGUUUCGUAGGAAAAGUUUUAAUCGAAAAACUACUAAGAAGUACUAACGUUCGCACUAUUUAUGUUUUAAUUCGACCAAAGAAAGAAUGCGAUGCCCAAAAACGGUUUCACAACAUUUUUGACAACAUACUUUUCGAAAAAUUGAAGAGCGAACAACCUGAAUUUAGGAAUCGGGUGGUACCCAUCCAUGGCGAUUGUACCACAACAAAUUUAGGUAUUUCAGAAAAAGACAACGAAAGACUGAAGUCUGAAGUGAACAUAGUGUUUCAUGUUGCCGCUGCUAUUUUCUUCAACCAGCAUAUUAGUACGGCCUACGCUAUUAACUGCAAAGGUACAGAAAAUGUGUUAUCACUUUGUAAAGAAAUGAGUGUUUUGAAGGUGUUUAUACAUGUGUCAACGGCUUACUCCAAUUGUAAUCGUCCUUAUGUUGACGAGAUUAUAUACGACACUCCCAGUAAAUACACACAAGUGGAAAAUUUAUUAAACAGAUUGACAUUGAAAGAAGCUCGAAAGUUGACUCCUAAGUUACUAGAGUCGUGGCCCAACACUUACACUUUUACAAAAGCUUUAGCUGAAAAUCUAGUACGAGACAAGUCCGGGAAUUUUCGUGUAGGAAUUUUUCGUCCAGGGGGUGUAACAUCCACCUACAAGGAACCCCUCGAAAACUGGAGCGAUUCCAACAGUGGCCCAAACUUUGUCAUCCGUUGUGCCUCUUUGGGAUACAUCCAAAUUUUCUCCGCUACUCACUCCAGAAUUGAAUUGGUUCCCGCUGAUUUAACCAUAGCUGCUCUAAUAGCAACCGCCUGGGAUGUUUACUGCAACCAGGACAAAGACAAGCUUCCCAUUUACAAUUAUGUCACCUCAAAUGACAAUUCUCUCACGAUUUGUGAAUUAUUUUCAGUCGUUUGUCUUCAACUUCGAAAUUACCCUUCGAACAAGGCUGUCUGGGUUCCAAAUUUUCGAACAGUAGAAGGAUCUCCCAUGGUCUAUUUUUUCAUUUUCUGCUACCACAUGAUUCUAGGGCUGAUACUAGAUUUUCUUCGGUUGCUUUGUUUUCAGAAGCCUAAAAUUUUUAUGGUCAUGUUAAAAACACAAUUAAUUAUAAAGGACUUGUACUACUUUAGUGUUCGAGAGUGGAACUUCUCAAACAAAAAUGUCAAAGAUAUGUGGGGGCAAAUGAACGAAGUUGAUAAACACUUGUUUAACUUUGAUAUGGGAUCUGUGCAGUGGAUUUAUUAUCUGAGGAACUAUUUUAAGGGACUGAGGGUGUAUUUGAUGAAAGAGACCUUGGAGGCAGUACCAGAAGCCAAAACUAGAAUGAAAAGGUUGGAAUUUUUGCAGUAUGUCGUGCAUUUUCUAGUGAUUUUUUUUGGAAUAAGCACCAUUUUGAUGUUACUGUCGAAUCUUUAUUGUUAGUUGUGAUUGUAAGAUACUUAUAACUAAUAACAUUGCUACAUUUUCCUUGAUAAACAAGAAUAGUAACUGA